AUGGAAAGAGGCGAAAGUAGCGGUACGCAACAUCAGGGCAACGGCUCAGCUACUGACACUCGCAACACCGAUACUGAAAGAAGCAGAGCUGAUAGUCAGACUGCAUAUGCUCGCAAUGUUACCCCCUCACAGCUUGAGCAAGGACAAGGAUCAAGCGCCGCUGGUACUGCUGGUACCGCUGGAACGACUGCGAAUACCAAAACCUCGCGAUGUUGUAACCCUCUGAAAUGGGGUAGAAACAUCAGGGAAUCUAUUGGGAACAUUCAAAGGGAAAUUAAGCUUGAACGAGAGAGAGACUGGGAGAGGACCAGGGAGAGAAGGAUUGAAGAGGCCACAGAGGACCUGUUUGAUGAGGAGUGA
Molecule: messenger RNA, 360 nt
Organism: Kwoniella botswanensis
Lineage: Eukaryota; Fungi; Basidiomycota; Tremellomycetes; Tremellales; Cryptococcaceae
Exons: 1
Coding region: 1-360 (119 amino acids)
Source: RefSeq, a predicted model, not a curated record